Synchiropus splendidus (mandarinfish) is the source of this 4561-nucleotide messenger RNA. It is a transcript of the gene nfe2l1a, whose product is annotated as nfe2 like bZIP transcription factor 1a. Bases 1800 to 4007 code for a protein of 735 amino acids. Gene Ontology annotation, biological process: regulation of transcription by RNA polymerase II. The transcript is spliced from 9 exons. Gene Ontology annotation, molecular function: RNA polymerase II cis-regulatory region sequence-specific DNA binding; DNA-binding transcription factor activity, RNA polymerase II-specific. Gene Ontology annotation, cellular component: nucleus. The record is from RefSeq and is a predicted model, not a curated record. Lineage: Eukaryota; Metazoa; Chordata; Actinopteri; Syngnathiformes; Callionymidae.
CUCUCUGAGGGGGAGUAUGUUAGAGGAAUAAUUCCUAGUCAGUUGUAUGAGUCGGUGUUGAAGUGUGUGUGUGGGUCUGUGUGUUAUUGUGGAACCGGAACACAAGAUAUGACUUAAUAUCGAAAGUUUUUUUUGUCGCGUUUUGUUAUGUUGGGACACCAAGACAUUUAAUAAGUGCCGAAAUAAGAGUGUAUCUAUGCGAAUGUUGCGUCUUCUGUCAGCAUUUGGGCAGCCUCUGACAGUGCAUUGGUCAGUGGCAACAAUACAAGUGUCGUCCAUCACUCACAAACUGAUCAAAUGUGUCAUCAGUUUUUGGUACAUCGAGAUAGCAUAAUCCUACUGUGGUCAUGGAUUGGCCUGUUAAGUAUUCGUAGUGUGUUUGAAAUGACUUCACCUGUAGAGCGUGUGAUGCCAAACUUCCUAGUCUUUUGCUUCCUCCCUAUUUCCACCCAUCCACUUCUCCUCCUCCUGUGUCACAACUGUCAACCUCAGUCGUUGUCUUCCUCUACUUUGCUUAGAUACUGUGUGACAUUUUUGUCCAACAUGUUGCCUCUGUGGGUCUCUAAACCUCCAGAUUCUUAUAACUCUGUCUACUUUCUACAUGAGCAUGUCCCGCUGAUAUGUCCCGAUGAUCUACUCAAUUCUAACUUGCCGUCUUGUCUUUGUAUCAGAACUCAUUCAUAACUUUAAUAUUCAGGUUGCACCAGACUGGUGACAUUUCUUAAAAAUUAAAUCCAACGUUGAUACCAUUAAUUUAAUGUAUUUAUCAUCAAAUUAAAUUAUUAUUUUUUGGACAUGUGAUGAAACUUGGUUCAGAGGAAGGAAGGCUGACCAAUUCAGUUCUGGUCAAUACUGAAGCCAGCACAGUCCCCACUUGUUUCUCCAGCUUUCUUCACUUAAAAAUAGGUGCAUAUUCAAUUGACAUCCUGAAUCAUUUUGCAGCUAUCGACAACUGAAAGUCCAUUCUAAUGACUUUUAACCUUCUCCGGCUUAACUAUUAACUGGAAUGGAUAUGAAUAUUCCGGUUGAUCUCCUGCUCAGUAGGCAGCGACUAAAAAUGUAAGUGAAGAUAAGCAAUGCUGCCAAACUUCAUAACAGGCAGACCAGCAGUCUAGGGAGGGAGGCAUUGAAGGGAGUUUCCACCAGACACGGGCAGUUACAUCACUAGCAACAGUGAGUAAGUGUGGGGCUGCAGGGCGAGCAGGUGGUUACCCAACAAUCUGUGAAAGUAGGUCGAAGUUUCUGCUUUAUCGUUGCACACAAGUGCGACUUGACAAUGACAAUAGAAAGAUUAUGGACCAGAGUGCCUUAUUGUUAGUCCCUCAGAGGAGGUACGGCGUAACAACAGUUCAAAUGUUUUUGGGCUGCUUUUGUAGUGACACUUAGCUGUUGGCAGGCUUCAAGCUGACAGAUGUUUGUAUGGUGUUACUGCACGAUGAUGGGAAUAUACUGUCUGUCAACAGAGAGCAAGAGACUGAAAAUGGAUUUCUCUGUCACACAAUGGUUUUCUGCUGGCUUUAAAUAACAUGCUCAUCUUCAACAUUAUGAAAAACAAAGUGAUCAGAACUACCUUUUUAUGUUUUGUUUUGCUCCACUUCUACUGUGCAUUUGCUCUUUUAGCGCUUGGUGUUUGUGACCGACCCAGCAUCGGCUGUCACAGUCAUUUACAAUCAUCAUCCUUUCCCCCAAAGAUGUGUUGAUAAAAGAUUGAACCCUUCAGACUGAAAAAAAACGCAGUUGGAUUUGAUUUUAUUUGUGUCGAUGGUGGUGUGAUUGUUCUCACACACUGCCAGAAGAGCAUGCUGUCACUCAAGAAGUACUUCACUGAUAGUCUGAUGCAGAUGGCCAUUCUGCUCAGUCUGUGCGGCGUCAGAGUGGAUGUCGGUUUGGAAUCUUACCUGCACGAGAUGAUCCUUGGCCCGACCUCACUGCUAACCCACACUCCCUUCCACAACUUCUGCAACCGGCUGGCGGGCGGGCAGGGCCUGCACCCCAAGAGUGUGGAUCUGGACCGGUACUUCUGGACUCAGACGCUGCUGAGCUGGAUCUGCUCGCCGGACAGACUGCAGAUUCCUCAACAGGAGGUGGUGUCAUGGCUGGUCCAGCAAGAGCCGGAUCCUGCGUUUCCAGAGCAGACAACCCACACGUCCAGAGGUGUUGCUGCCACUGAGAGAAACCAGAGCCUGUGGGUAGCAGGAGACCAAGAUGUGGAGGAAGAGAUGCAGAAUGAGGAAAGCAGUGUGUCAAAUCAACAAAGAGCAGUGGGUGAAGAGUAUGUCAGAAGAGAUGGAGGUGAAAGUGCAGUGGCACAUGCACAGUCCAACCAGGAGGAGGUGAACCAGAGCUCCCUCCUGGAGUGUUUCAGACUGUUGGAGGUGACCUUUCCACUCUCACAGGAGGUCGAGUUCCAAGAUGUGGCUGCAGAAGAAGACAUGGACAAGGGUCCUACUGAGAGGUACCACGGCCCCAUCACUCACAUCGACUCGUCCACCUCUGAGAUGGACCUCCAGUGGCAGGACCUGCUAACUAUCUUGACACCACAGAACAUUCCCGCUUCAUUUGGCCUGGAUUCUGGAGAUCCCCUCUUCAGUCAUGGGGAAGCUCCUGGAACACAGGGAUUGGAGCGUGAACUGGAGUCAGGUCUACUUCCACUCAUUCCCAGUGCUCAGUUAGAUGACCACAGUUCCUCCUGUGACAGACAACACAGCCGCCCGAGUCGCACAGACACUCCUCCUGACCACAGCGGGUUGCUGAGCGUAGACUUGGGACUGAGCCUUGAAGACUCCUUCAACUCCUUUGACAUGCAUCUGCUCCCUGGAGAGCUGCAUGAAAAUGUGGAUCCUGCCUUUACAUCAGCUUUGCAGCCAGACUCCAGUUUGUCUUCUUCCUCAUCUCCCUCAUGUGCGCUAGAUGUUGAGGAUGAGGCGGAGUUUGAUGAACUCCUGCAGGAAGCUGCCGUCUUGGGUGAGAUGGAAUUUCUGGACCUGGCUCUGGAAGAAGGCUUCAGUUCUGAGAUGAAGGAUGAUGUCCUCUCCCAGUCCUCAGCAACACAUGAGCAGCGGCUGGCUAGUGGACCUCAGCAAGAAGCUGAGAGUGAAGUGGACUCUGACUCUGGUCUCUCGCUGGACUUCAGCUACAGUCCUUCAUCUCCAUGUGUGUCAAGCAUCUCCACCUCCUCCCCUUCUACUUCAGAGGGAGGCGUUUCUAAUGGGGAUAAUGGCUCUGAGGUAGGGUUCGAUUCCCCAGACAUGGAAGCUGGGGUGACCAUUAAACAGGAGCAGGAAGAAGAAGAGCUCGGAGCGGUGGGUGGGCACUGUCCAGAAGAUGUGAAAUUCUUUUCGCCUAACUUUGGUGACAAUAAGAUCCUGACCCCAUGCUGUACCCAGGAGGUCAGCCACGACCACACCUACCACCAGCCCUGGAGACCUUCCUCCCCCAUCAAACCUAGCAGAUCCACCAGAUCACAUGUCCACAGGAAGCUUCCUUUCUCCAGGCGGCACUCGGAUUCAGAGAUGCGUAGCCGGGAUGAGCGGCGAGCCCGAGCCCUGAAGAUCCCUUUCUCGAAUGAGCUGAUAGUUCACCUGCCUGUGGAGGAGUUCAAUGACCUGUUGGCUGAGUACCAGCUGACUGAGGACCAGCUCACCAUGGUCAGGGACAUCCGGCGUCGUGGCAAGAACAAGAUCGCUGCUCAGAACUGUAGACAGAGGAAGCUUGGUGUCCUGCGGGGCCUCGAGGUUGAGGUGUCGGCCCUCAGGCACCGUCGUCUUCGGCUGCUCAGAGAGAGACAGGAAGCCUUGAGGAGCCUCAAAGAGAUGAAGCGGGAACUGAGAACCCUGUACUGGGAGGUGUCCUCCAGUUUAAGAGAUGAGUUGGGGCGACCACUGGAUUCCACACAGUUCCAGAUUCAUGUCGGGCCAGACGCGACUGUUGGCGUGGAGUCACACACGCACGAGCAGUCGAGUGCGUUUGGAAAAACACGCAAGAAGCGAAGGGAAAAGAGAACGUGAAUUAUUCUCAGUCGUUCAUGUACUUAUACCUCCUUCCGGUGGAAUCGGGAGAGUCCCAGUUCUGCUACAGUUGUAUGUUGGUCAUCCACUUUUUUGAAUGAGAAAGUGCCAGGUACUUGAGUUUGACAUGUGUCAGCUUGAUUACAGGACAGUUCAUAUGAAUUGGGUUGAUUUCUAAUGUCUGCAUUCGCGUCUGGAGAUCAGAUGGAGCUCAAACAGAAGUCAACAUGACGCCGUGCAGCAGUCGUGAGGGUCACAUGCCUCAGUACCUCAGGGGUGUUCUGAACAGGUACAUCGCAUGGUCAAGCAAUGGCAGCCACGUCCUACUGUGGUCCGAGUGGAUCAGCAAUAUUUCAGGACUUGGUGACUUCAUCCACAUCUAAAACUGUGUUUUUUAUCUUUGUAUUUGUAUUUGGAAAUGUGCUCAUGCUUCAGAGAACCUGUGAGGAAUCAUUUUGUUUGUCCUGUCUGCUAUUACUAAUGGUUUAAACGUUGAAUAUUCAAGCUGCCAAGGUGUUAAAAUGUUGAAUAAAUUUUUUAAAUUGUUAUUGUCA